Camellia sinensis is the source of this 3200-nucleotide messenger RNA. Lineage: Eukaryota; Viridiplantae; Streptophyta; Magnoliopsida; Ericales; Theaceae. The record is from RefSeq and is a predicted model, not a curated record.
CCUCUCUCUCUCUCUCUCUCCAUUAAUACUUUUGCACCCUUUAUACGCUCUGCAAUUACUUCUCUCGCUGCCACAUCUCUCUCUUCUCUUUCCUUCUUCCCCUUCUCACCCUCCUCUUCAAAACCCUCCAUCUCUCUCUGUCUCUCUCUUGUGAUUAUAUAUCCUCUUUUUUUUCGUCCGUUUCAUUUCUCUCUCAACUAUUCUUAAAUUCUUUUUCACAAGAAAGGUCACAAUCAAAACCGCCUUUAAAAACAACUCUGCAUCCUCCAAAAAGUGGUUUUCCGUUGACCCACUUGCCUGAAAACCAGAUCUGAGCCUUCUCUCACUUAGCUAAUACUAUAACUUCAAAAGGGUUUCUCUGACGUCACUAAAAAGAAACUCCAACACAAAGAGAGAGAGAGAGAGAGAGAGAGAGAGAGAUCUUUGUGGGCGUUACAGCCACGCUGGUUUGAAAUUAGUGGUGUCAAUAGGCCAGUUCAGACACAUACUCACUGAGUCAACUCUGAUUGGGAAACAAUAGCUUGGGAAGUGGGGAACCCUAAAGAUCUGUGAAGAUGUUUCAGCCAAACAUGUUUGAUACUCAUGAUUUACUAGAUAUGACCCACAAAACCCCGGAAACUGAGUUGGAUAUGCUUAGAGACGAUGAAUUUGAGAGCAAAUCAGGGACCGAUAUCAUGGAGGCCCCCUCCGGUGAGGAUCAAGAUCCCAACCAACGCCCCAACAAAAAGAAGCGGUACCAUCGACACACACAGCAUCAAAUCCAAGAAAUGGAAACUUUCUUCAAUGAUUGCCCUCACCCGGAUGAUAAGCAAAGGAAGGAUCUGGGCCGUAGAUUAGGGUUAGAACCUCUACAAGUUAAAUUUUGGUUCCAAAACAAGCGCACACAGAUGAAGUCCCAACAUGAGCGACAUGACAACUCACUGUUGAAGGCUGAGAACGAAAAGCUUCGUGCAGAGAACAUAAGGUACAAAGAAGCCCUUAGCAAUGCUACUUGUCCCAACUGUGGAGGCCCCGCUGCCAUUGGUGAGAUGUCCUUCGAUGAGCAGCAUUUGAGGAUCGAGAAUGCUCGUCUACGAGAUGAGAUUGACAGGAUUUCUGGAAUUGCUGCAAAAUAUGUUGGCAGGACUGGGCUUUCCCAUCCCAAUGGACCACCUCGUGCACUUGACCUUGGUGUUGUCAAUUUCAUGCCACAGCCCAGCAUGGUAGGUGACUUGUAUGGAGCUGGUGACCUUCUCAGGUCGGUCUCAGCCCCCACUGAGCAAGACAAGCCUAUGAUCAUCGAGCUUGCAGUUGCAGCAAUGGAGGAACUCAUCAAAAUAGCACAAACCGGUGAACCCUUAUGGAUUCCGAGCCCUGAUGACUCCACUGAGGUUUUGAGCGAAGAUGAGUACUUGCGAACCUUCCCUCGUGGUAUAGGGCCGAAACCAUUGGGGUUAAAAUCUGAAGUUUCCCGCGAAUCUGCAGUUGUUAUUAUGAACCACAUUAACCUUGUUGAGAUUCUAAUGGAUGUGAAUCAAUGGACAAGCGUGUUUUCGGGCAUUGUUUCAAGAGCACUAACCUUGGACAUCCUAUCAACUGGAGUGGCAGGGAAUUACAAUGGAGCUUUGCAAGUGAUGACAGCUGAGUUCCAAGUCCUAUCACCACUCGUCCCAACUCGUGAAAACUACUUUGUAAGGUAUUGUAAACAGCAUACCGAUGAAACUUGGGCGGUGGUCGAUGUUUCCUUGGAAAAUUUACACCCUAGCGUAAUAUCACGGUGUAGAAAGAGGCCUUCUGGUUGUUUAAUUCAAGAAUUACCAAAUGGUUACUCAAAGGUUAUAUGGGUUGAACAUGUUGAAGUGGAUGAUAGAGCUGUUCACAAUAUAUACAAACGGCUAGUUAAUUCAGGCCUUGCAUUCGGAGCAAAACGUUGGGUAGCUACAUUGGAUCGACAAUGUGAACGCCUUGCAAGCGCAAUGGCCAAUAACAUACCGGCAGGAGAUGUUGGAGUAAUAACUACUAUAGAAGGGAGGAAAAGUAUGAUGAAACUGGCUCAGCGAAUGGUCAUCGGCUUUUGUUCUGGUGUCGGUGCUUCUACAGCACACACAUGGACAACACUAUCAGGAAGUGGUGCCGAUGAUGUACGUGUCAUGACAAGGAAGAGUAUGGAUGAUCCAGGCAGGCCUCAUGGUAUCGUGCUAAGUGCUGCAACCUCAUUUUGGCUACCGGUUCCACCAAAAAGGGUUUUUGAUUUUCUUCGCAAUGAGAAUGCUCGAAAUGAGUGGGAUAUCCUCUCAAACCGCGGUGUAGUUCAAGAAAUGGCACACAUUGCAAAUGGUCGCGAUCCUGGCAACGCAGUCUCCCUCCUGCGUGUUAAUAGUGGAAACUCAAGCCAAAGCAACAUGCUUAUACUACAAGAGAGUUGCACCGACUCAACAGGCUCUUAUGUUAUAUACGCUCCUGUCGAUAUUGUUGCUAUGAAUGUGGUAUUAAGCGGUGGAGACCCGGAUUAUGUUGCUCUCUUACCAUCUGGUUUUGCAAUACUUCCUGAUGGGCCGAUGCAUCUUGGGGGAGGAAUUCCAGAAGGUGUGUCUGGGGGAUCACUAUUGACCGUUGCGUUUCAGAUCUUGGUUGACUCAGUUCCAACGGCGAAGCUCUCUCUUGGAUCAGUGGCAACAGUAAAUAGCCUUAUCAAGUGCACAGUUGAAAGGAUUAAAGGCGCUAUAGGCAGCGAAAAUGUAUGACCAAAGAAAGGUCUUACAAGUGAAAAUCAAAGAAGAUGAUUGAAAUCAUGGCUGGGUUUUACUCUGAAGAAGCAAAACAAAGUCAAGAACGCACCUUAAUGAUCCUUGCCUUGUGGUGUUUGUCUGGCAAGAAAAUCAGCAAGAAAGCAUUUCACCACCCUGCAAGGAUAAUAGGUUCGGGUAUUGACUUCCAUUAGUGAUUCCAAGAGUAAAAAACGAAUCUCUUCUUUUCACAUAACUUAUAUAAACUCCCCAAUUCACCUUUGUUUUUCUUUUGAGGACUAGGUUUUUGUGCAUGUGUUUUUUCCUAAAGAGAUUUUUGGUUGUUUGGAUUGUAGUAGCUCAGUCAGACUAAUUUCUGAAAUUGCAGUAGAUUUUUUUUAAUCUAUAUAUGCAACUUUUGUUGUCUAUUGCUUGUGGCCUCAUAUGGUUUACAAAUCAACUCAUUCUUAUGAUGAUUUUAAAUAUUGAUUGAUA